Messenger RNA from Saitoella complicata NRRL Y-17804, 3681 nucleotides. RefSeq names its product ArfGap-domain-containing protein. Gene Ontology annotation, molecular function: protein binding; GTPase activator activity. The coding region runs from base 82 to 3474 and encodes 1130 amino acids. The transcript is spliced from 3 exons. The record is from RefSeq and is a predicted model, not a curated record. NCBI's taxonomy places the organism in Eukaryota, Fungi, Ascomycota, Saitoellomycetes, Saitoellales, Saitoellaceae. Gene Ontology annotation, cellular component: cytoplasm.
CCAAAACAAAACACCAAGGCUUUCUCCGUCAAAGCAGCAGCAUAUACCCCUAUAUCACGAUCAGGUCUGUGAGGAUACGGGAUGGGCGCUGUCAGCUCAAGAUCUGAGGAUGCGCCUGCUCUGUAUCUCCGGGAUUCCGCAACGAUUGCGCUGAAGAGUAUUACCGUGUCGAAGGGGGAUGCGCCAAGGGAGACUAUGUUCACGAUCACGCCGAAUGUGGAGAGUACGUUUGUUAGUGCGAGGAGUCAUGGGGAUGCUCUGAUUGAGUUUGUUCAGGAUCCGGAUACGGCUUUUCAGACUCAGCUUGCACCGCUGUUGCUUAAGGUUCCCUAUGACGAUGAUCUGAGAUUAACGUUCAACUUCGUCCUGCGACGACCCUUGGGUAAGGAGCGGGAUACGUGUGUGGAGGGGUUAACGUUCAUGAAUGCGCCACAUCGACAAGAACUCGAGUCGCUCCUCACCAAAGAGUUCGUGAUGGACUCGAAUCUGCAAAAACAUCCCAAUGCACGCCUCGUUGCGCAGAGUUUAUCGACGGAUGGGAUGGAAGAGAAGGAGAUCCAGUGGAGUUGGGAUUGGAAUCCGCCCGGUGAGGAGGAUGAACGGCAUCGUGGGUGGAGAAAUACGUGUUGUUUCGUGGAGUAUGACAAGACUGCCGAUACGUUCGCCAUUAUCGCAUCGUUCGCGUUUUGGGUGUCGAAUACGUCGCCGGUGUUGACGACGUUUAUGCCGCCGUUGCACUUCCCGAUUCCGCUUCUUCCGAAUUCCAAUGAUCCGAUGUCUGUUCCCUCAAGUCCGGUGAUGGGGAAGCAACAUGUACCGCCAAGACUGCAUAUUCAGACGACUUCGUUUACGAGUGAGGGGAGUGAGACGAAGGUUGGGAGUGAUUCGCCGGAGAUGAGGACGCCUGUUGCGGAACGGGAGAUGACGGUCUUUGGAUCUCCGCCGACGAGUACGCAGAUGAAUAUGCCGUCGCUGAGUACGGUUCCGACGAAUACCACGGCUAUCGCGAACUCAAAUACCGAGCCGGAGGAUGGACCGUUGUUUAGGGCUACCAUCUCGAGUAUGGAGAAGCAGACUGUGGAGUUGAAGCAGAAGAUUAAGAAGGUUAUGAAGCGUGCUCAGGAGGCGGUUGAUGCGCACAGGGUGGCCACGAAGGCGGAUGAGCGGUUUGUUGAGGCACUUCAGGUUGCUGCUACGUCGAGCACCAGUUUGAAGCCGUUGCUUGAUGUGUAUAUGGAACCUGCGUACCGAGAAUUGAGGUACUUUGCCGAAAACAACGCGUAUCAACUUCAGCAUCGCAUCAUUGAACCGCUGAGACGGCAGUAUGACGCUGACAUCAAAACCAUGGAAACAAAGAAACGCGAUUUCGAGGAUGAGUCGAAGGAGUACUACGGAUUUCUUUCACGUUACCUCUCCCAAAAAUCCGAUGCAAAGGAAAAGAAACAAAUGCAGUCCGAUACAAAAUAUCAGAAAAAGCGGAAGGAUUUCGAACUGCACCGAUUCGACUAUUACUCGUAUAUGCAGGAUAUCCAUGGUGGAAGAAAAGAGGCGGAGAUCGUGGAGAAUGUCACGGAGUAUGCGUGGAAUCAGUUUGAGCACGUUCAGCAGACCGCACGGACGAUCGGGGAGUUGAGGGGUGCGUUGGAGAUGUGUCGGAGUGCUGUACAGCAGUCGAAGAAAGAUUUCCGAGUGUUACGGACGGAGAGGGAGGAGAGGAGGAGACAGUUGGAGACGGGGGAGGUACCGGCGGAGAAGUCAGAGAAGGAGGCGGCGUAUGAUACGUAUAGCGUCGUUGGAAGCGUUGCGGGGAGUACGGCACCUUUAUUGGGUCAGCAUGGGCAGUAUAGCUCGAGUGAGAGUGAGGGCGUGCCGAUUCCGACUGUGACGAAUACGACGGCAGCUAUGCUCAGCCCCAGCCCGCCGAGCAUGUCGAAACCGCAGUUUAAGAGUUUGCCGGAGACGGAAUUUAAUGCUAUCGAUGCUGCGAGACGGAAGGAGGGGCUGUUGUGGGCGUUGUCGAGACCUGCUGGACAUACUGAUCCAAAGGUCGUUCCGAAGAUGAAUUGGCAUAAGUAUUGGGUUGUGCUUGCUGGUGGACAGUUGUGUGAGUACUCGAACUGGAAGCAGCAGCCUGAGUUGCAUAACGCCAUUAACCUCCGAAUGGCGACGGUCAGGGAAGCUCGGAGCGCGGAUCGGCGAUUCUGUUUCGAAGUCAUUACACCGCAGUUCAAGAGGGUUUACCAGGCGACGAGUCAGGAGGAUAUGCAGAGCUGGAUCUCGGUUAUCUCGAAUGCGAUUGGGUCGGUGCUUGAAGGCUCGAGUUCGAUCAGGCAUUUCGAGAAGACGAAGUUUAGGGGGAGUAUCGAUACUGGGCUUGGCGUGAAUGUUGGUGAGGUAUUGAGGAGCUCGAGUAAGAAGAGUCCGAUGCCGCCUCAGAUUCGACCGAGUUCGAGUAAUAGACCUCCGCCGCAGCAGACGGGGUAUUUUGAUGAUCCGGCGUUGAAGCACGCGGCGGAGGAAGCCGAGGCAUUGAAUCUCUUGAAGAAGGUUAGGGAAGCGGAUCCGACAAACACCAGCUGUGCGGAUUGUGGGAGUCAGAAUAAGGCGGAGUGGGUCGCUAUCAACUUUGGUGCUGUUGUGUGUAUCGAGUGUUCGGGUGUUCACCGCUCGCUUGGUACGCAUAUCUCGAAGAUGCGAUCACUUACGCUGGAUACGAAGGCUAUGACGCCUGACCUUGUGGAUCUGCUCGUUGCGCUCGGAAAUCGGAAGCAUAACACCAUUUGGGAGGCGACGUUGGCUGAAAUGCCCGGACCCAUCGCUGCACCGAAACCGAGCCCGAGUAGUGCGAGAGAGGUGAAGGUUAAGUUCGUUCAGGCAAAGUAUGUGCACAGGGCGUAUGUCCGCACGACGGAUACAGCUUCUGCGAAUGCAUUGUUGCUUGAGGCUAUUCAGAGGAGGGACGUGUUUGUGGCUAUGUCGGCGCUCGCUGCGGGCGCUGAGCCGAAUGUGAAGAAGCCUGGUACGGAGAUGUCGGCUGUGUUGAUUGCUAUCCUCGCGGCUGUGCCCGAGACCGCUCUUGCUGAGGACAAGCUUGCCACGUCGGCUGAGGCGCACGAGGAUUACCAUGGGACUUAUCCUAUCGCUGAAUUGCUGCUGCAGAACGGUGCUGAGGUACCGACUCUUACGCACGAGCUGGUAAAGAAGCUUCCAUUAAGCGCAAAGAUCUACCUCGCACAAAAGGCAUCGCGAUCAGGUGCGCCUCAGACGCAAAGCACGCCUACACGACAACCUUCCGUCAGGCAGCAGCCGCCCGUGGGUUUGGGAUUGAUGCAGGGCGGCGGGAGUACGAGUUCGCUGGCGAACGGCUUAGCUGCGAUGAAUAUCAACAACACGAAUGGAGUGAAGGGGGUGAAUCCUGCUUUGCAGCGCAUACCGACCGGGAGUGGGAAAAUGCCCAGACUGGCGAGCCCAUGAUCGAACAUUUAGGUAAUAAGGCGUGGUGGUGACGAUAUACUUUUGAGUUUUGGGGGUUUUAUGGAUGGCGUUACAUAAUUCUGGGCUUGGAAUCUAAUGCGUAAUCUUGAAGACGCGAACGAGGCCUUCUCAAGAAGGAUAAUCUAAUAUGAUUGAAGCUUGAAACCAAAAAGCGUUAUCGAACACUAAAUCCUGGGAUAUCAUAAG